Molecule: messenger RNA, 539 nt
Organism: Prorocentrum cordatum
Lineage: Eukaryota; Dinophyceae; Prorocentrales; Prorocentraceae
Source: the annotation of a GenBank genome assembly
GGCUGUGGUUGGCGGUACCACUUCCCAGACAACCUCGACGAGGAGGUCCUGAAGUGGCCCUCGGACCCGCACGCGCCGCUGAUGGAGCUGCGGCACUCCGCGUUCGUGAGCCGCACGGAGACUGAGUGGCACAACGCGGAGUUCCGGGAGUCGGAGCACGGGGUUCACCACAGGUGGCCACCCGGUACCCGCCGCAUAAAGGAGCCUUCGCGGCAGGCGGAUUUGUUCCAGCAGGCCGACUUCUACCAGGCUGACUUGUUCACAGAGGACGACGCCCAGGACGCCAAGGUCAUCGAGUUCUGAGGCCCGCCGGCGAGGCCGUAGGACGGCAGACCUCCUCCGGGACCGCCCCCCCCCCCUGCUCCCCUUCCUGCCCCCCCUCCCUGCCCCCUUCCUGCCCCCCCCCCCUCCUGCCUGCCGCUCCCCGCCCUGCACGGGCCCCGAGACCUGGGCGCUGCAGCUCCUUGCGAACCGGGGGCGUCCUCGCCCGGCUUCGCGGGCCCCGGGGCCAUCACGGAUGGAUCCGGCUCGAGAGGUGC